GUACUAGUAAGCGCGCGUCUCCUAGAUUGUCUUAGUCGUGGUGUUAGCUGUGCGUGCCCCACAAGUAGUAUGUCUAUAGUAGAUGAUGAAGAAUUUGCAACUGGAGAUUCUGGGGCUUCAAAAACUUUACCGAAACAGUGUAGUUCUUUGAGGAAAGGCGGAUAUGUCGUAAUGAAAGAUCGUCCUUGCAAAAUCGUGGACAUGUCUACGUCGAAGACCGGGAAACAUGGCUCUGCGAAAGUGCACAUAGUUGGGAUCGAUAUAUUCACUGGUAAGAAAUAUGAAGAGAAUCGCACAUCAUCACACACUAUGGAUGUACCUGUGAUAAAAAGUGAGGAUUAUCAACUGGUGGAUAUCAAAGACGGGUUCUUGUCACUAAUGGGCGACGAUUUAUGCGUCAUCGAAGAUAUUCCCGUUCCUGACAAUGAAGUUGGAAAGGAAUUAAAGGAAAAAUGGAAUUCAAGAGGGGAGACAGAGAAUAUGAUUGUCACUAUAUUAUCUGCUAUGGACGAAAGGCAAGCACUAAAAGUUCGUACUACUUCAGACAAGUAAACAGAAUCCCAUUUGAAUAAAAUUUCACACGACACUAAGUAAAAUUUUUUUAUUAUGUUUGAGAAAAAAAUAUAUUUCUAGUGUUAUUUGAAUCAGACCUUAGUAUCUCGUAGUCAAUAAGGCUUCACUCCCCGCUUAAUAGUUUCAGAGUCAUACGUGGCACCGACAUGUUCAUCCCAUGCUUUCCUACAUUUGGCGACAAUCCAUGUAUGCUCCUCAUGGUCUAGUACAUCAAUAGUAUAUCACCAAACCUACCUGCAUUGCGAAGAAAACAUCCGUUAUGAUCUGUCACUACUCUCGUCAAUGGAUUGUAGAAACCAUCACCAGUAUCGUAGCAUCCGUCUGGUAUUUGUGUUCUUGGUUCUUUGUCUACUAUUUGUGACCUUCCUGCAAAAUAGAGAAAUGUGUUGCUUGAAAUAUGAAUAAUUGCAAAACACUAUCGUGGCUCUUUUACCUAAAUCUGGUUUCUG
Schistosoma curassoni is the source of this 1022-nucleotide messenger RNA. The record is from the annotation of a GenBank genome assembly. Lineage: Eukaryota; Metazoa; Platyhelminthes; Trematoda; Strigeidida; Schistosomatidae.